Molecule: messenger RNA, 828 nt
Organism: Lottia gigantea (owl limpet)
Lineage: Eukaryota; Metazoa; Mollusca; Gastropoda; Lottiidae
Exons: 1
Coding region: 1-828 (275 amino acids)
Source: RefSeq, a predicted model, not a curated record
AUGACCAGGUGGUUUACAUUUUCAGGCAAUGAACGAGAUAAAAGGGCACCACCUCAGAUUGAAGUGGCAUGUACCAUCUACACAUUGGCCAAAUCCUGCACAGAAAUGCUGAAGGACUGUGGACCACUCUGUGCUACAGUAGAGACAUCUUGUGCGAGGCUUUCUAAAAUGAGCAAAGUUGCUGCAAUAGCUUGUGAUGACAAGGACUCUAUGACCGAAUCCAUGGAAUUUUUCAAAGACUCUGAAGUCGCUAAAGCCAAUGGAAUUAAGGACACAGAGAAGUUCUGGGAGGAAGUGGAAAAGGAUCCUUUGAAAGUUGUCCAAGAGGUCGUGGCAAAGAUCAUAGCUAAUGGCGGUCUGCAGAUGAGUCCGGAUCAAUUUUUGGGAAGCUUCGAUACAGGAAUUGGUGGUGCAUCUACUAGCUUGACGAACAAUGCUCUUGGAAACGCGGUCAAUAAGGAGGCACUCGACACUGCUGGAAAGGUCAUUGAUGGUUCGUUGACAGGUGAAGAUUUGGUGGACAGUGGGAAAGCUAUUGGUGAAGGCAUUGGUCAGGGUGCUAAAGAUCUUGCCAAUGAUGCUAAAAACACAUUUGAUGAGCUGACUGAUGUCGACUUAAACAAUAUUGACGAUAAACUUGAAAAUGUGGGGAAUAAGGCACUAGAUACGGCUAAAGGUUUGGUGGAUGACGCCAAGAACGCUUUGAAUAGUUUUGGUGACUUAUUCAUCAAUUUAGGAACGAAUCUGCGACAAUCAUAUUUACUCUUGCCUCUUUGUAUUUUUAUAUGUGUUUAUUGUAUGAUAAAUUCUAAUAUAAUAUACAAAUGA